This is a messenger RNA of Ficedula albicollis (Collared flycatcher), 1484 nucleotides long. It is a transcript of the gene CRTAP, whose product is annotated as cartilage associated protein. Lineage: Eukaryota; Metazoa; Chordata; Aves; Passeriformes; Muscicapidae. Gene Ontology annotation, biological process: peptidyl-proline hydroxylation to 3-hydroxy-L-proline; collagen fibril organization. The annotation marks the transcript as partial. The transcript has 7 exons. Gene Ontology annotation, molecular function: protein binding; collagen binding. The record is from RefSeq and is a predicted model, not a curated record. Gene Ontology annotation, cellular component: endoplasmic reticulum.
GGGUGCAAGCAGGGGCUGCCCGCCUUCCGACAGGCGCAGCCCGGCCGCGACCUGCUCGAGGAGUUCCAGCGCCGCGAGCCCUACAAGUACCUGCAGUUCGCCUACUUCAAGGCUAAUAAUCUUCCAAAAGCUAUUGCAGCAGCUCACACAUUUCUUCUGAAGCAUCCAGAUGAUGAAAUGAUGCAAAGAAAUAUGGCCUACUAUAAGAGCAUACCUGAUGCUGAGGAGCAUAUUAAAGACUUGGAGACAAAGCCUUAUGAGAAUCUCUUUGUCAGGGCUGUGAGAGCAUACAAUGGAGACAAUUGGCGGACAUCCAUCUCAGACAUGGAACUGGCUCUUCCUGAUUUCUUCAAAGCCUACGAUGACUGCAUUGCAGCCUGUGAAGGCUCCCGAGAGAUCACAGAUUUUAAAGACUUCUAUCUUUCCAUUGCAGAUCAUUAUAUUGAAGUCCUUGCAUGCAAAGUGCAGUGUGAGAGCAGUCUGACACCCAUUAUAGGAGGCUUUGUUGUUGAAAAAUUUGUGGCCACCAUGUACCAUUACUUGCAGUUUGCAUAUUAUAAAUUGAAUGACAUGAAGAAUGCAGCUUCUUGUGCUGCUAGUUACCUUCUGUUUGACGAGAAAGAUGAAGUAAUGAAACAGAACAUGGUCUAUUACCAGUACCACAAAGACAAAUGGGGACUUAAAGAGGAGGAUUUUCAGCCCAGAUCGGAGGCAGUUCGAUACCACAACAUUACUACACUACAGCUGGAAAUAUAUGAAUUUGCAAAGGAACAUCUGGUGGAUGAUGAUGAGGGUGAAGUUGUGGAAUUCCUUGAUGAGCUGUUAGAAGUGGAGGAAAAGAAGGAGUCCUGAUGAGUGAAACUACCACAGAGUAUUUUACAGAAAUGAAGACUCAGCAUUGCUCCUUACUAUUGUUUUUGAUCACCUGUAGUUCCAGUUAGAUAUACCUCAAAGGUGCUUCUUUAAGCUGCACCUUUUGUCCCAAGAUCCACUCCUGAAAGGUCACUUCCAUGCUGCACUUUCUGUGAGCAUGGUUUUUCACUGUGCAGAACUGGUGCACGUGAGUUUCCCUCUUGAGCUUUCUUUCCCUUGUACAAACACAGCAAAACAUACUAUUUCUGCUUUCUGGCACAGCACUAUGCUGUUCUACUAAGUUGUACCAGUAUGGCUGAAUUCUCAAGAACUUUUGUUAGUUAUGAGCUAUGGAAGACAUAGCAGUUCCUCUUUCUGAGCUAUGGAUUGUAUUAUUUAUAUAUGUCUUUUUAUGUGAUGGUGAAUAAAGUGAUAAUGCAUCCCAGUGCACCUGGAAGAUAUUAAGGUACAUUUAAAUAGCUGAAAUAAGAUGAUUAACAAAGCACAACUAAUGAUCUUGUAACAUUGCUUAAAGAAUUAUGAAAGCAGUGUUGAUCUUUCUUGAAAGCUAAAUUGAAUUCCACUAUGUGAAACUGAGAAUAAAAAUAAUUUUUUCUUCCUACCAGUUCUUA